Molecule: messenger RNA, 1419 nt
Organism: Linum tenue
Lineage: Eukaryota; Viridiplantae; Streptophyta; Magnoliopsida; Malpighiales; Linaceae
Source: the annotation of a GenBank genome assembly
AAUCACUUCAUAAUUUUUCUCUCUCUUCCCUAUUUCUAUUUCUUCUUUAAUUUUUUCAACAGCCAGGCCGGUGCCUGACGUACCUGAAGAAGGCACUUCCCUCUUCAUCCUGCAUUUUCUGUUGUUUCCCCACUCUGGUUUUGAUUAGAUCUCACUCUUCUUUCUUCCUGAUCUGGUAACCAUCAUCGGCGCGCGUUUCCUUCUUCCCUUUUCCUCUGCUUUCUCCCGGUUUCCCCUUUAGGAUUUCUUCCUCCGUGUUGUAGGUUAUCUUCCUUCUCUAGAUUUGUGAUUGAAACGGAGUCAAUUUGUUCCGCUUCGAAUCAAUGGCUGCUCCGCCGGCAAGAGCUCGUGCCGAUUACGAUUACCUCAUAAAGCUUCUGUUGAUCGGCGAUAGCGGUGUGGGUAAGAGUUGCCUCCUUCUACGUUUUUCAGAUGGUUCCUUCACCACUAGUUUCAUUACGACCAUUGGCAUUGACUUCAAGAUAAGGACAAUUGAGCUUGAUCAGAAGCGGAUUAAGUUGCAGAUAUGGGAUACUGCUGGUCAAGAACGCUUCCGUACAAUUACAACUGCUUACUAUCGCGGAGCAAUGGGCAUUUUGCUCGUGUAUGAUGUCACUGAUGAGUCAUCUUUCAACAAUAUUAGGAAUUGGAUUCGCAACAUUGAACAACAUGCUUCUGAUAAUGUCAACAAGAUCUUGGUUGGAAACAAGGCGGACAUGGACGAGAGCAAGAGGGCCGUUCCUACCUCGAAAGGCCAGGCGCUUGCAGAUGAAUAUGGCAUCAAGUUCUUUGAGACUAGUGCUAAGACGAACUUAAAUGUGGAAGAAGUUUUCUUUUCAAUAGCUAGGGACAUCAAGCAACGACUUGCAGAUACUGAUUCAAAGUCCGAGCCACAGACGAUCAAGAUUAACCAACCAGAUCAGGCUGGAGGUGCGAGCCAGGGUGCACAAAAGUCUGCUUGCUGUGGUUCUUAAAGAAGGAGGUUUCAAACACAGAUUACAGGAAUACCGUUGCGGUGGUGGUCUUUCAUCGUAUAGCCAAGUCUGUUGAUUGUUGGUGGGAACUGGAUUUUGUUUAUCUGACUAUUGUGGUUGAUGCUGCUUGUAUUAUUCUCCUAAUCACCAUUUAUUUUACAAGAAAACAAACAAGGAGGAGGACAUUUGGGGUGUGAAUUGGUUAGAUGGUCUUGUCAUUUGGGGAAUUGUAAUAUUAUCUCUCUCUGCGUUGAUAUGAUUAAAGUUUAGGGCUGCUGUCAAACGGAAUAACCUCCAUUAAUAGCUCUAGUGUAGUGUAUUGAGAUUUAGCUACCCUGUUUUCCCGUUCGUGGGCUGAAGAAUGAAUGGAAUCCAGCAUCUACUUCCACCAAUGGGCAAUGGGUAGUCAAGUCGCAUCAUCUGAAACGUCAGUUGGUGCUUUGAC